UCGGUACAAGUUGCAAUUGAUUUCCCUUAAAAUACCAUACAUGUAGUAUUGCAAUGAAGAACAAGGCAAAUAUUAACUUCCUUAUAAAAAAUAAAUCCACCACAAAUAUGUCUAUGAAUCUUACAAGGAUAUGAUAUUCUAUAGUUUUCUUUAGUAAAUAAAAACAAGUUGUCAGAGUAAUUGGAAUUUAAUUUAAUGAAUCGUAAUUACAAAUACAUGUAUAUUCCAGCAAUUUGUAGAUUUGCCGGUAUUCCGAGAUAAAUGUUCGAUUUGAAAGUGUGGUGUAGUUAGGAAUUAUUAUGGCAAUAUCGAACGGUUUCAGCAAUUUGAGAGAAUGGGCUCCUUUAACUGAUUUAUUGAAUAGAAUACCAUCUAAACCAAAUCUGAAUAUAUUUUCUGGAGAAGUAAAAAUAACAUGUGUUGAUAUUUUGCCAGAAUUUAUUGCUUUAGGUACAAAUUAUGGCAUGGCUUAUUGGUAUGACAGAAAGACAAAAAACCUUCAGAGACUUAGGUGUGAGAACUCAAAUGUGCCCAUUACAUCCAUUAAAGUCUUAUCUACCGUUGAUUUUAUGUUGGCUUGUGGUAGUACAUCAGGAAAUAUAAGUAUAUUUCAAAUACCAAAAGUUCAUCCAGAAUGGAUCCCAGAAAAACUUAAACCUAAGAAUAAAAAUGUUGAAAGGUACACUGUAUCAGAGUUACACAAAUCUGCCAUCACAGCAUUGGAAUGGUCUAAAAAUGGAAUGAAGUUAUUUUCUGGAGAUAAAGAUGGUUCUGUGGUUUUAACAGAAAUUGACUUCUAUAUGCAUAUUUGUAAAUCUUUAGAAAUAUUGAAUGAAAGUUAUGAAGUAGUACAACUAAGCUACGCUAAUCCGAAAUUAAUAGUAUCUACCACAUACAGAAGUAUUAUUUGCGAACAAGCAGAUAAAUGGAAUGUAAUGCAAAUUGGUCGUCAAGAUAGAAAAAUUUUAGGGAAUUUUGGAGCUCUUAUUCAACAAAAUAAAUUCAAAUCAAAAGAUGCUGUGAUAUAUUGCACAAGACCAGGCCUUAGGUUGUGGGUUUCAGAUGAUCAUGGUGUUGUUCAAAAAACUUUGGUUUUCAAGGAGGUGUUAAAAAGAGAUUGUGCUGAAGUGCCUCUUCUGAAUCCUGUAUCUAAACAUGUCCAAACUAAGUCUCCAAAAGAUGUCAACUUUGGUGUGAUUUUACCACUAGGUGAAAAUUUACUGGUCACAUAUAAUUCCAAUUUGAUAUAUAUUCUGGACCUUCAAAAUAUGACAGUGGUAUCAAAAAUCAGUCAGCUUCGAAGAGUUUUAGAUGUAGCAUGUCACAAAGAUGAAAUAUUUAUAUUAGAGGAAGAUAGGAAUCUCAUAAGGAUUUCAACUAAACCAGAAAUUAACUAUGAUGAAAUCAGCAUAUCUUCAGAGGAAGUAUCAUUCCUUCCAAGCUCAAUAAAAGGCCUAACAUCGAAACUUCAACCUUCAAGUAUCCUGUCAGUCGUGCCACCAGUGGUAGGACAAACAUUCAUAAACAACAUUAGUGAACACACAGAUGAUGAAUUGAUAAUGAACGCUGAAGAAGCUCUAGAAGUACAAAUGAGUCCUCGUGAAGAAAUGCCUCUAAAGCGUUUUGAUAAUAUUGAGGUUGAUGAUUCAAAUGAAAUUCUCUACAAACAUAAGAAACAUAAGAAGAAGAAGCAUGAUAAAGAUCGAACAAAUCCUGGAAUUAAUGAAUUGGUGAAAAAAAAUAUUUGUGUUACUGAACCGACUUUAAUGAGCAUGAGUACAGUGGGGCAACUGCCAGAUCUUAGGAGUCCCCAGACCAUUCUCAGCAGUAUAGAACAGAAAGAAAAACUGUUAGCAGCAUUCUUAACUUAUGAUAAGAAUGAUUUGCCAGAACAGUCUUCUGAACAAAUUCAAAACUCAGACUUAAAUAUUAAUGAUGUGAAAAAAAAUGCUAUUUCAACUAAAGAGAAGGAUAAUUUUGAUUCAGAAAAAGUUGAAAAGCAAUGUAAAAAUGAGUAUCAAUCUUCAGAUACAAGUACUAUCUAUAAUAAUAUGAUAGAAAAUAAAACAGACAAAAAUUUGACCACUUCUCAAGACUAUCGAUCAGCAGAAUCUAUAACAAAAGAACAGAGCAAAUGCUUGUUGGGAUUUGAAGAAAUUCCUAAUGUGAGCAAAGCUGACAAGGUUCUGACCUCGAAAAAUAAUGCAGAACCAAAAUUUAAAGAGAAUAAAAGAAACUCUAAACAAUCUGUGAUAAAAGAACAAAGUUCAGAUAAAGGUAUUACUGAUAAAAUAGAUUUUGGAGGGUUGAUAGAUAUAGAUAAGAUUCUUACCCUACAAGAAAGUAGGACUCCUGCAUUAAAGGAGAAUUUAAAAGCUACUUUCGUGAAUGGUAAAGUUAUGAAAAAAAGCCAGACUUCUGUUAUGAAUGAUAGUAUUGCUUUCUUCGAUAUAGAAGAAAUUAAUCAAAAUGCAGGUAAAUUCGAUAACCUCAGUAUUAGUGAAUAUUCAUCCUCUUCUAAAAAGAAAGAAAAUUCAAGAGCCAUUCCUAUAAUGUCAAAAUCUACUGAUAUUCCAGCACAUAUGGAUAUUCCAAAUAGAUGGAAGGUGCCCCCCCUUGAAAGGAAAAACUCUGAUCAGUUGCUUAAAGAUUGGGUGAUUCUGUAAAUUAUUUUAUUGUUGAAAGUAUACUUUUUUAUAUUUUAUAAUAUAUUCUUUUUAUUCACUAGUCAUCUUUGAAUUUUCAAGUACAGAAAUUUAAUCAUGUUAUACAAAUAAAUCAUCAUAUGUUUGCAAUAUAUAAACUAUUUUUUAAAAAUUUUAUCAAAAGAGUUAUUUUCAAUAAAGAAUUUGCUUUGCAUUGAAUCUGUCCAUUAAAAAUUACUUCAACUCAAAUGUUCUUUCUUCAACAAUGUGUUAUCAUAUCAACACAAUGAAUGAAAAUGGCUUCAAUAUGCACUGUUUCUUUUAAGUAAGUUCUCCGUUUUAUACUAUAAAAAACUAUUAUAUAUAGUUUAUUGAAAUGGUGUGACACAUUUGAAUACAAUAAAAUUCUAAUAAAGUUCAAAUCAAUGAAACUGAUGGACUUCGCUGUUAAAUUUUUAUGAACACUAUAUAAAACUCAAUUCUAAUAACGAAAAACUAUUUAUUAAAAUCAUAAAGUCACAACACAUUGUACUCGAAUACCUUAAAAUACCUGGUGAUUUAAUAAUGGCUGGAAAUCCACAAUCAAAAUAACAAAUAUAUUAGUAUAAAAUGUGUAAAAAUACAUCUACUUUAGUAUAACAUAUUAACUACAUACACAACAGUUGGGAAUGGUUCAGAUACACUGCCUAUAAUAGGACCGCAUUUCUUAAUUUUGAAGCUUAAAACAUAGAAAAUGAGUUGAUCAAUCCUAUAAAUUAAGCAUGGCAGUGGAUCCAAACUGAUAAUCACAAUUCAAAGUUUCUGCAAAUAUACUCAUCUUGAGAUUUAUUUAGUACUUGAGAUCAUGUUUAAAUUGAAAGGGUACACAUAAAUCUAAAAGUGAUGUAUGUUGAUUGUACAUUUAUGUAAAUUGGUACUUUCAUCUCAAUUUGAUGAGUAUAUCUUUUUAUGGAAGGCAAAACAGAAAAAUUCACACACCUUGGAAAAAUAGAGCUUGAAAAUUACAUAAUCCACUAAUUUGAUGAUGUUUUCUAAGCAAUCCACCAAUCCAAAAAUAGAGUUUUUGAAAAUGAUAUCCAUAUACUUUCUAGAGUUCUAAGCAAUCCACUCAAAGAUAGCUCUGUUCUAUAAUAUAUUGUCACACUUCAAAUAUUUAGUCUUGUAGUUACACUUUUUGAAUUGAAUAAAACUAUACAUAUA
Messenger RNA from Harmonia axyridis, 3845 nucleotides. RefSeq names its product WD repeat-containing protein CG11141. Bases 300 to 2666 code for a protein of 788 amino acids. Lineage: Eukaryota; Metazoa; Arthropoda; Insecta; Coleoptera; Coccinellidae. Gene Ontology annotation, molecular function: protein binding. The transcript is spliced from 8 exons. The record is from RefSeq and is a predicted model, not a curated record.